CUCCACUCAUGCUAUUAUUGUUCAAGCUUAUUUGUUUAUCAAAACUCUAAUUGAACUGGAAUUUAAAAAAGCUGUUUCUGAGUAUCGUCAGCAAUUUCACUAUCGAAUCCGGAAAUUUAUUAGUUUUUUUUCACUAAUUAUUAUUUAAAGCAAUUUUUUUCCACAUUUGUAAAUGUAAGUAGUUAUAUGAGCUAGAGCAGUCUGUUAUUUCUAACAUUGUUGGUAUUUAUAUUUUAUGUUUUUUUAAUUGUCGCAUAUUUUUCGUAAUGUAUCAGUGUCUCCACUGGUGUCUGCUGUUGUAUUAAAUCUUAAUGCAAUUUGCUCUACUUUUUUACCGGAAGUAAUCAAGUAUCUUUUUUGUAGUUCUUAGUUUAUAAUUUUGAACAAAAUUGACCUUUUUUUUCUUUGCGCGUAAAAUUGCUACUUCGGUUUCCUUAUCUGCUAACGAUUUUAAUAAAAUAAUAAAGUUAUUUAUAUUAAUAACGUUAAUGUUAAAAAUGUUUACCGAUAAGCCAAUGCUUAAGUGGCCGGUUUAAACUUAGCUUAGAGUUAAACUCAGUUUAAGCUCAAACUGAGCAAAGCCUUUCAUGAAACACAGAACGCACAUUACCGUUUUUUACGUUUUUUUGGCUCUUUAUAUGAUACCUUGUUUUUCAUCAACGUACGUUGAAUAAAAGUAAAAUAAAUGGCUUUUUAAUUAAUGUCUGUCAUUUCGAUGUAGCGGUUGAGCGAGGCAGUGGGCAAGCCCCCGUUCCUGAUUUCAAAAUGCAUCUAACGAACUGUGACGUCUUGAUGAUUGACUAUUAAUUUAAUGUCCAGGAUUUCGUUCGCUUUUUGAAGAACGCUCGAUAAAUCAUACGAGAAUGCGUGGCCCGUACUCGCCCUAUAUUUACUACGUUGCACAACCGUCGAUUACCAGCAAUUUAUGCCACAUAUCUCUCGGAUUUUUCCGGAAUUUUUAAACACUGCAUAAUUGCCAUAAUCCAGAUGAUAAGAGCAGUCAUGCGGGCGAAACCAAACAAAAGCAAAGACUUAAUGAAUUAUUUUAUUUGCGAUCUGAUUACGUAAAUAACUUUCGCUCAAGAAAACAAAAAAGAUUAAUUUGAUCCCAGGAUCGGGCAUAAUUUAUGGCUUUUGCGUGUCUAACAGUACGAAAACGGCACUUUUUGCACCAGACAAGAGUCAAAAGUCAAUUUAACGGUAAUCAAAAUUUGCAUAAAACUCGAAUAAAAUUUAUUUUUAACAAGGAAGGAGAAAUAUUAAUUUGCAAGAUCCGAAAAUAGAUAAAAAAAUAUCAACUUUUACUAUUGUCUUUGAUGAGCAAUGCGCCGACUUACGAAAAAACACGAAUUUGCAAUUCAAAUGUUGCCGUCACGUGUCGCUAAUUAAUCACUGAUUAGUAAUGUUGGUUUUGAAAUUUUUCGAAUUUUCCGUCAGUUAUUCAGUGUUCUGGUUUCAUAAUCGCAAUUUUGAACAUCCUGCCUUAAAAGCACUAAACACUUCCCAUACAAGUAGGAAAAAUUAUGACACCGCAAUUGCAAAUUCUCCCACCGAAAACAAUCAAAUCGGAUUCUCCCAUGAUUGCAUCGCCCUCAUGAAAAUUCAAUGCAAUGAUAAUUCCACGUUUCUUCAGUUAUGAAAAUCAGGUCGUUUCGUUACGUCAGUCUGUUGUCAUCGCACAGUUUUUCAUACCAACAGUGAAAAUUCACAUAGUCCUUGCAUAACUGAGAGAAAUGGGACACUUUAUGCCAAUUCAUAAAGACAAGUCGUUAAAUUUAACGAAACGAUUGUGCAACACUGCCAAGUUGCACUCUGCAAUGGAAAAAUUACAUGGCUGGUUCUCUUUGACGAACGAAAAAGGUGAAAAGAGCGCCGUGGUGUACACGUCGGUUUUGCAACUCGUCCGAGAACAAGUCUGCUCUUUCGUCAGCAUGCAACCGUUCACGGCCUAUGCCUCCCAAACGGCAGACCUUACAGACAACAGCGGCAAAGUGCAAUAUUUAAAGACCCAAGUCCGCGCGGGCCAGCUCUUCCAACUCCGGGCGGUCUUCCAGCAUAAGGAGCGCCCCGACGGCGGCAAAAACUCGACAAGGUCCUCCAGGAUACCUCGCUCGGCCCGUGACAAAGACCUUGCAAACCGUUACGCUCAACUCGUCAGUCAAAACAACCAAGAAUUGUACGUCCCACUCACGGCGAAAGGCGAAUUCUACGAAAUCCACAGUUCGAUGAAAGCGAAGCUCUGCUUCCCUGGGAUGUUGGAUAAAACUGGACCGCUGGCUCUGGACAAAGACUGUCUUUAUCGAAUUACGCACUUAUUGAGACGAGUGGCACUUCCAGUCAAAGUCAAAUUGAUCACCGGCCCGCUGCCACCCGGGCUGCCCAAAGAUUUCACAGAUACUUUCAUCCUAGAGAACAAAUUUCAAGAACCUCUAAUGGUCACUUGUACUCUACCACCUCUGAAUCAAGACAUCAUCCAGCACCAAAUCAGCUGCAUCAACCUCAAUUCUAAUGUGAAAUUAUCAAAAAGUACCUUGGGCUUUGACUCCGAAAACCGCCUCUUCAAGUCGCAGCGACUCCAAGCAGCUUUGGCGUUUUGUCACAAAAACGUCGAAAGUUGGUACCGGGAAGUCCGACUAGCUCCUGAUUUGAAACAGGAGGAACUUUGCCCCGAAUGCAGGAAAACGUCAAGUGAAUGUGAGGGCAACUGUGCGGCCCCAGACUUCGACAAUCGACAAAUCAUAACGAAAGAAGUCUUGGAAAAAUUCCCAAAACCGAAAAAAUGGUACAAACACUUUAAACUUCUGGGCAAAAACGACGAAGGCCCCCAGUUUGCCGACCUGAGGGACCCCCUCGACGGCAUGGAAAAGGGCAAGAGCAUAGAGCGAUAUAAAGACAUGUCGAAACUAAUCGAAGAAAAAUUCGGCCGGAAAAGCUACAACCCGGUGAAAAAAUCCGCCAGUUUUAUGUUUUCCACCAAGCGUAUCGACUUGGAGGAAACCAACCACCAAGUUAAAAACAACCCUGCUUUGCUCAAAUGUCAGAGUUUAGACACCCAACUGUAUUCAAUCGCUGAAACCCAGAAAAUAAACCAAGACCGCGGCUCUCUCCGAAGCUACGACUUCCAGAUGUGCAUUUUGGACGAAACCAGCAGCAAAGACAACCUCGACGAAAUCAAGCCCAUCUCCGAGGUGAAGCUGAAGAAGACUAAGCCGGACCUCAUCCCCACGCUACCCAAAGCCGAUCCCGACCAUUCCUACAUCACCGAGAGGCUCUGUUCCGAAUUCCAUGUCAAAACCAAAGUACAAAAAAGCAAGUGCUCCAAGAUGGAAGUGCGAUUGAGUGGCCGACACCAGAAGAGCGCGCUCACGGUGUAUGAACCCCAAAAAACGGUGAUAGUGCAGGUGCACGAGGUCAAGUCUGAUGGCUUUGUUAACGUUGAUGAUAUACCGUACAGCCAUGUGGCUGAUGAGGUGUGUCAGAGACCCAGUGGCGGGAAAAGUACCGAUGAGAAUAUUUAUGCGGAAAUCUGCGAGAGUUCGACGUGUACGAGAUGUGAUAAUAGUAAAUUGUGCGAGUGUAAGAGGACUAAGAAGGAGACGGAGUAUUGUUAUGUGAAGUUGGGCUCAAAUGGGGACAGUGUGACGCAGUCAGACUCGGACGAAGCUAUAUACAAUACGCUAAGAUGAAGAUGCGCUUAAAUCUAAUUUAAAUAUUUUUAUUAAUAAUAAUAUUAUAAGUAAUAUUGUUCUCCUACCAAUAAAAUAUUUAAUACGAUUA
Molecule: messenger RNA, 3777 nt
Organism: Tribolium castaneum (red flour beetle)
Lineage: Eukaryota; Metazoa; Arthropoda; Insecta; Coleoptera; Tenebrionidae
Gene: B4
Product: B4
Exons: 5
Coding region: 1734-3686 (650 amino acids)
Source: RefSeq, a predicted model, not a curated record